UAGUAAAAUUCUUGUUUACUUAUGGGUUGGAAGACUUAGACCGAAGAGAAGGAGACCAAGAUCGAGACCCAACUAUGGCGCUCUCGAUGUUGUCUUCCCUUCUCUUCUCCUCUCUCCUCAUCCUCCUCCUCCUCCUCAAACCCUCUGUCGCCAUUUACUGCGACGAAGACGAUUGCUACGAUCUCCUCGGGGUUACGCAGAGUGCCAAUGCAUCGGAGAUCAAGAAAGCUUACUACAAGCUCUCCCUUAAACAUCAUCCCGAUAAGAAUCCAGAUCCUGAGUCUAAAAAGCUCUUUGUUAAGAUUGCAAAUGCUUAUGAGAUUUUAAAGGAUGAGGCCACAAGGGAGCAGUAUGAUUAUGCAAUUGCACACCCAGAGGAGGUAUUUUAUAAUGCAGCUAGAUACUAUCAUGCAUAUUAUGGGCACAAAACAGAUCCUCGUGCAGUUUUGGUGGGCCUUCUUUUGGUUGUUUCUGCAUUGCAGUAUCUCAACCAGUGUUCAAGAUAUUCUCAGGCAAUAAACAUGGUAAAAAAGACGCCAGCUUUUAAAAAUAAGUUAAAAGCACUGGAGCUUGAACGCAGCGGUGGUGUAACAAACAAGAAAAAGGGUCAUAAGCAAAUGGACAAGAAGGUGGAAGAAGAUCUUAGCAAUGAACUCGAGCUGCAGAUCCAAGGGGCUGAGAAACCGUCCAUGUGGAAUCUUUUUGCUGUUCAGUUUUUGCUUCUACCUUACACUCUAGGAAAGAUAUUAUACUGGCAACUCUGUUGGUUCUGGAGAUACCAAAUAAAAAAGGCUUCAUAUACAUGGGAUGAUGCUUGUUAUUUGACACGGACUUGCCUCAAACUGCCUCCAGAACAUUGGGAAAAUAUAAAUGACCAGAUGAAGGACGAUCUUGUUCUUAAGCGUUUAUGGGAAAAGAACAACAUGGAGAAUUACCUGGCAGAGAUGAGAAAGGAGUCGAAACGUCGAAGAUAAUAUGUUCUAUUUUACUUUAUAGUGAACUUUCUUCCCUGACUCCUGAAAUUUGUACCAGAGAGUAGCAAGGGAGGGGCAUAUGAAGAUUAAUUGUGUUCAAUAGAAAAAAAUUGAUGUUAUUAUUCAUAAUUUAUUAAAGUCAAAUUUUGAUCUAACAACUAUAGAAAUAAUAAAUUUGUUGGGUUAA
This is a messenger RNA of Asparagus officinalis (garden asparagus), 1161 nucleotides long. Its product is annotated as dnaJ protein ERDJ7. The record is from RefSeq and is a predicted model, not a curated record. Gene Ontology annotation, biological process: protein folding. NCBI's taxonomy places the organism in Eukaryota, Viridiplantae, Streptophyta, Magnoliopsida, Asparagales, Asparagaceae. The transcript is spliced from 10 exons. Bases 75 to 974 code for a protein of 299 amino acids. Gene Ontology annotation, cellular component: endoplasmic reticulum membrane.